Molecule: messenger RNA, 1901 nt
Organism: Solea solea (common sole)
Lineage: Eukaryota; Metazoa; Chordata; Actinopteri; Pleuronectiformes; Soleidae
Gene: lcmt1
Product: leucine carboxyl methyltransferase 1
Exons: 11
Coding region: 353-1330 (325 amino acids)
Biological process (GO): C-terminal protein methylation
Cellular component (GO): cytosol
Molecular function (GO): protein C-terminal leucine carboxyl O-methyltransferase activity
Source: RefSeq, a predicted model, not a curated record
GGAAAAGUCGCUGAUUCACUUCCGGAGCAGCAAUGUCACUGUAAUUGUAGCUGCAUGUUUUUAGCCAGCAAUGUAGUUGUUGUUUGUUUUAUUAUUUUUAAGUACGUAUCACCAGCAACCUUCUACUUUAUUGUUUCACACACACAAACGUCAGUUUAUCGAAGUAUGCGCUCACUUUUAUUGUCUUUUUCGUCCCCGUUGUCUUAAAUUUUAAAGUAAGCUGUUAAACUGAGCUAGCCUGUUAGCUCAGAGCCGAGAGUAAAACAGGUGUGUGAGAUUGUAGUGUUACUCUCUCUGCUAACACAGUUUGGAUGUUGACCACUUGUCGGGAUUAGCAGUACUGGGAUUAUUUAUGGCAGCCCAGAAACCUUUCACAGACUCGGACACUGCGGAUGAAGCAGUGAGAGCGACGUGUGACGAUGCAACCAUAUGUAAAAGGUUUGCGACCAGUAAAGGUUACUGGAAGGACCCGUAUAUCCAAUACUUUGUGAGAUCGGUCGGAGAGAGGAAGGCUCCAGAAAUCAACAGAGGUUACUACGCCCGCGUUCAAGGGGUGAACCAGCUUCUUGAUGCGUUUAUAAGGAAAACAGAGUGCGACUGUCAAGUCAUCAACCUGGGAGCUGGACUGGACACCACGUUUUGGAGGCUAAAGGAUGAAAACCUGCUGCCGCGGAAGUUCUUUGAGGUGGAUUUUCCCACGAUCGUGGCCAGGAAAAUACACAAUAUAAAGACGAAGCCUCCACUGUCCAAACCCAUCAUUGAAACCCACUCGACCGACUCGUUACUGCUCGAUUCUCACAGCCUGGACUCAGACCGUUACUGCAUCAUCGGCGCAGACCUCAGAAACAUCGCUAACAUGGAGGAGAGACUGAAGAAGUUCCAGCUCAACACAGAAUUACCGACGUUGCUCCUGUCAGAGUGUGUGCUCGUCUACAUUACGCCGUCACAGUCCUCUAACCUGGUCCACUGGGCGGCAGAGACGUUCCACACCGCCAUGUUCAUCAACUAUGAACAGGUGAACAUGAGCGAUCGAUUUGGUCAGGUGAUGAUCGAGAACCUGCAGCGACGCCAGUGCACGCUGGCGGGAGUAGAGGUCUGCCAGUCCCUGGACUCUCAGAAGGAGCGUUUUCUCAAGACGGGCUGGGAACACGCCGACGCUCUGGACAUGAUGACCGUCUACAGUAUGCUCCCUCAGGAGGACGUGGCAAGAAUCGAGCGGCUGGAGUUUCUGGACGAGAGGGAGCUGCUGCAACAACUUCUUCAACACUACAGCAUCUGCUGGGCCACCAAGGACAAGCUCAACCUGGGUCUGUCACAUUUGACCUUCUGAGUGUGAAACGGCUCCAUUGUUUGGAAACGUUGUCCACGCGUGCGUUUGCCAAAGGCAACAACAGGAGAAGACGUGCUAGAGAGGAAACCCGCACGCAUCCUUACUCCAGUGGGAAGUGGAAGUGUUUUUUUUCCCCGACGUCAGCAGAAUGUGACGAUAGAGAACUGUGAAGAACUGCUUGUCACUAAACUGACACUGAAAGACGAGCAUGUUUUCUUCAUUAAUUAUUGUUAACUGGCAAAAAAAAGGCAAGAACUUCACUUCAAAAUCUGCUCCCUUUUGCUGGAAAUGAAAGAAUGUAACAUUUAUUGUGUCCUCAUCUGGAUUUACUGUAUGUGCCAUUUUAGUUGUAUUUAUUAUCAUGGAUUAAUUCUACCAUACAAAGAUAAAUGCAUGCGCUGGGCAAGAAAUACUUAAAUCAUCAUGUACGUAACUCCCAGUUCUAUCUUUUCUAUUCUUGCUGCAGUUUGUAAACGGUGAAAGUAAAUCAUGACAGAUUACAGAUUAUUAUAGAUUAUGUUUGAUGAAUGCUCUUCAAGCGCAGAUCAAUAAAAUUUCCUUUUGUGUAACA